Mastomys coucha (southern multimammate mouse) is the source of this 2807-nucleotide messenger RNA. It is a transcript of the gene Cln5, whose product is annotated as CLN5 intracellular trafficking protein. Gene Ontology annotation, cellular component: lysosome; lysosomal membrane. Gene Ontology annotation, biological process: lysosome organization. Bases 126 to 1151 code for a protein of 341 amino acids. The record is from RefSeq and is a predicted model, not a curated record. The transcript has 4 exons. Gene Ontology annotation, molecular function: hydrolase activity, acting on glycosyl bonds. NCBI's taxonomy places the organism in Eukaryota, Metazoa, Chordata, Mammalia, Rodentia, Muridae.
AGGCGUCACGCGCCCGGAGGCGACACGCCGGAGCCGGCGCACCCGCUUGGCUGUCUCUUCGCGGCGGCGCGCACGCCAGGCCGACGCCGGGGCCCGGGAGCCACCGGGAUCUCAGGGAGCCGCGGAUGCUGCGCGCGGGGCCACGCGGAGCGCACUGGCGCCCGGCGCUCGCGCUGGCGCUGCUCUGGCUGGCGGCGACUCUGGGCGCGUCCCCGACGUCUGGGCAACGCUGGCCGGUGCCCUACAAGCGCUUCUCUUUCCGUCCGAAGACAGAUCCCUACUGUCAAGCUAAGUAUACUUUCUGUCCUACUGGCUCGCCCAUUCCAGUUAUGAAGGACGAUGAUGUCAUCGAAGUCUUAAGACUACAAGCCCCGAUUUGGGAAUUUAAAUAUGGAGACCUCCUGGGACAAUUUAAACUUAUGCAUGAUGCCUUGGGAUUCAGGAGCAUGCUGACUGGCAAGAACUACACGAUUGAAUGGUAUGAGCUUUUCCAGCUUGGCAACUGUACAUUUCCCCACCUCCGGCCUGAAAUCAACGCUCCCUUCUGGUGUAACCAAGGGGCAGCCUGCUUUUCUGAAGGAAUUAAUGAUAAACACUGGAAGGAAAACGGGACGUUGUCGCUAGUUGCAACCAUAUCUGGAAACACAUUUAACAAAGUGGCCGAGUGGGUGAAGCAGGACAAUGAAACUGGGAUUUAUUAUGAGACAUGGACAGUCCGGGCCGGCCCAGGAAAAGGGGCGCAGACGUGGUUUGAAUCCUACGACUGUUCCAAUUUUGUUUUAAGGACAUAUGAGAAAUUGGCUGAAUUUGGAACAGAAUUCAAGGAGAUAGAAACAAACUAUACGAAAGUAUUUCUUUACAGCGGAGAACCUAUUUACUUGGGCAAUGAAACAUCUAUUUUUGGGCCAAAAGGAAACAAGACUCUUGCUUUGGCGAUAAAGAAAUUUUAUGGCCCCUUCAAACCGUAUUCGUCAGUCAAAGAUUUUCUGUUGAGUUUCUUGAAAAUUUUGGAUACAAUGAUUAUACACAGAGAGUUCUACCUGUUUUAUAACUUUGAGUAUUGGUUUCUACCUAUGAAACCUCCCUUUGUCAAAAUAACCUACGAAGAAGCCCCCUUACCUAGCAGACAUAGGACACUUACUGGCUUGUGACAACUUCCACCCUGCUGCUCUCAAAGAGCCGCCAGCAUCCAUGUUCUUCCAGGACUGUGUGUUCACUGAUGCCUUUACUCAGCUUCCCUCACUGGGGCUCAGUUGGAAAUGCAGUAUGUGGACAUUUCAAGACUCUGGCAAGGAAGCAGAAACCGUGAUUGUAUUGGCCACGGUGCACGGGUUGUAAUCUUUAUUUUAUCGAGAAUUACUCGCUCUCAGCUAUGGAGAUCCUUUGACCCCAUGGUUAACAUUUUUCUCAGGCUACCUUUCUGUUACAGUAGUGCUGUUUCUUAGUUUACAGGUUUUUGGUCAUCUGAAGAAUAGCUGUUUUUAUACUCAUUAGAGCCUUGGGGUCCGGCUCCAACGACUUUCUAUUCACAUAACCUUAAAGCCUUGUUUGGACUCCAUUACUGGAACAGUGCCUCUAGACAUAGCAAGUACAGUAGAAUUUCUGGCCAACUAGCUGGCUAUUGUGACAGAAGCAACUUAACAUCUCUAGAUUUGUGUCCUUGCCUCUAAAAUGAUUCAUCUGUUAGGAAUAUGAAGAUUGGGGGCAUCUACAUAGGCAUAGGAAGGCACACAGAGUGCUUAUAUGGUAUCCAUCGGGACUAAAAGAACACAAACUGUCAUCCUUGAAUUUGCCUGAUAUAUAUUACAGGUCAUCCAACCUGGGUCUUCUAAUCACUGAGACUCUGAGCUGGCAGGCAGUACACAUUGCUUCAGCAGUUCUUCAGUACAGGCCAUGGGAAGUACUGGUUCCAGCCAUGGCUAGGUGUGCACUUCUGACUUCCUGUGUAUGUCCUCUGUUUUUUUUUUCCCACCAUCAUCAGAGAGAGUACACUUUUCUGGAAAGGACAGAACUUUGUCAAGGACCAUUGUCAGUUCACUGUUGCUAUUAGGGGCAUUAGACAGGCUCUCAAGGACCUGUGUUUCGAUCAGUUGAACUCACUUUGUUUUCCCUAUUUAACACUAACACAAUAAUGGAAAAGUAUUUUAACAUAGAAACUUGCCAGUUACUAAUUUCCACCCAGCACCUGGCUGCUUCUUGAGAGGUUAGCGCACUACUGCUGAGCUGUCUUAGGAGCUGGCCCAAAUGUGUAGGUCAGGGCUGAGCAAGGUGAGUGACCUGAACGGUGUUCUCACUCAGGAGCAUUGGAGGCUUUUCAGCACUCUCCAGAUGCGGCCUUCAGACCAGUCUGUGCUUUCUGUUUACUCUAAUAAAAAAGACAACAAAUGAAACACUCAAGAAAAAAAUCAGAGUUUGCAUUUUGUAUCUCCGAUCUUAUUUGUCUAGGAAUUUACUUUUUUUUUGUUUAAAAGUAUACACCCCACAAAGCAAAAGUCAUCCUAGAUGACUGGAUGAUCCCACACUGCUCUGUUCUGCCUGUCCUGAAGGGGUACACUUGUCCUCAACCACAGAGGGAAGGAGCCAUCUUCCACUACCUCUGGUUUAUCUGUAACAGUGCCCACACCAAGUUCAAGUUACAAAUGUGUAAUAUUUCAUCUAAGACCUUGAAUAUUAGGGCUUCAGAAUAAAUGUAUCAUCACCCAUUAAUCUGGCUCAUUAACAGGUAAUUUACUUUUGCAGAUAGAAGCAGACAGCUAAAAGGUGAAAUAACUACCAAAUAUUCAGAGUCUCUAUUCAAUAGUGGUUGU